Rhopalosiphum maidis (corn leaf aphid) is the source of this 2188-nucleotide messenger RNA. RefSeq names its product apoptosis-inducing factor 3-like. The record is from RefSeq and is a predicted model, not a curated record. The coding region runs from base 386 to 2080 and encodes 564 amino acids. The transcript is spliced from 11 exons. Lineage: Eukaryota; Metazoa; Arthropoda; Insecta; Hemiptera; Aphididae. Gene Ontology annotation, cellular component: cytoplasm. Gene Ontology annotation, molecular function: oxidoreductase activity, acting on NAD(P)H; 2 iron, 2 sulfur cluster binding; flavin adenine dinucleotide binding.
UAUUAUUUUCUCGUGGCCGCUGACGCGCGCACACGGUCACGGUGACGAUACUCUCAAAGUCUCACUCAUUCACCCGUCGGCACUCGGUGGCGACUACGACGACGAAAUCUCUACCUAUACCCGACCUGUAUUAUAAUUGCGUGUACCUCUCACGUCAUAGAUCUAUAUAGGCAUACAUGUAUAGUAGUUAUGCCAGAGUGAACGGGCGAUACAUAAUAAUAUACAGAUCGAAACGAUAUCGCUGUGGGUAGUUAUAAUACUUUCCCUCUGCCGCUGAACGUUUUCCACAUCGCCGACACAACAGUCGACACCGAGCUGUUAAAUGGGCUCGAUAGCGUCCAAGAGCACUGAAGGCUAUUAAUCCAGUAUAUCAUACAGGGAUUGAAUGUUAUUUAUUCGAAGACUAGUAUUUAGAAGUAGUAUACGUUCCCAAUUGCGUGUGUUUUGCAGAACAAUGUCGGGUCCCAAUGAUGAUGUCAUUGAACAAAUUGUGUGUAAAGAAAAUGACAUUCCUGAUAAUGGAAUGCAAGAAUUUGAGAUUGGAAACAAUGGGAAUAAAAUUUUAGUUGUAAAACAAAACAAUGAAUUUUUUGCUGUUGGAUCAAAAUGUUCCCAUUAUGGUGCACCUUUAGUCAAAGGGGCUCUAGGAGAUGGUACAGUAAGAUGUCCUUGGCAUGGUGCUUGUUUUAACUUGAAAACUGGUGACAUUGAGGAUUUUCCUGGUUUAGAUAGUAUUCCGAGUUUUAAGGUUUCUGUAGCUAAUGGAAAUGUAAAAGUAUCCGCCAAGAAAUUUGCACUUGAACAUUCAAAAAUUGUUAAACCAUUAACUAAAUACAAUCCAGAAAAUAAGCGUACAUUCAUUGUCGUUGGGAGUGGACCCGCUGGUACAGAAUGUGUAGAAAAAUUAAGACAAGAAGGAUAUGAUGGUCGAUUGAUAUUGAUCACAAAAGAUAGUUAUUUACCAUACGAUCGAACAAAACUAAGCAAGGCUUUAAGCUCUGAAGCUACUAGUAUUUUAUUACGUUCUCAACAGUUUUAUGAAUCUGGAGAUAUUGAAAUGCUAACUAAGACUAGUGUAGAAUCCGUUGACACUAGUGCAAAAAUUGUACAUUUAUCAAACAAUGAACAAAUAACAUUUGAUGCUAUGUUUAUCGCCAGUGGAAUGACGCCUCGUUCUACACCUGAAGUUUCCAAGUAUGACAAUGUAUUAACGUUGCGCACAAUAGAUGAUGCACAUAAAAUCUUUCAAAGUUUGUCUUCUGAUUGCCAUUUAGUUGUUAUUGGAUCAUCAUUUAUUGGAAUGGAAGUGGCUGCUGCAACUUUUUCUAAAGUAAAAUCAGUGCAUGUAAUUGGCCGUAGUGAUGUACCUUUUAAAGAAAGUUUAGGAAAAGAAAUUGGUGAACGAGUGCAGGAAUUAUUUGAAUCUAAAGGCGUAGUAUUUCACAUGAAAACAAGUGUAAAAAAUUACAUUGGUUAUAAUAAUCGACUCUCUGAAAUAGAGUUGUCUGAUGGACAAAAGUUAAAAGCUGAUGUUUGCAUCAUAGCCACUGGAUCAAAGACUAAUGUUGAUUUUUUGACUGGUUCUAAUAUUGAAAUUAACUCUUCUAAUGGGGCAAUAGAAGUUGACGAGAAUUUGGAAACUAAUGUAAAAGGAAUAUUUGCCGGUGGAGAUGUUGCUAAUGCUCCUGUCUACCCCACAGACAUUAAAGCGUCUUUAGGUCAUUGGCAGCUGGCAACAUACCAUGGAAAAAUUGCUGCCUUACAAAUGCUUGGCAAAAAAACCCCUAUUAAAUCUGUACCCUUUUUCUGGACAGCAUUAUUUGGCACUAGCAUAAGAUUUGCUGGAUACAACCGAGGUUACACUGAUGUUCUGAUUAAUGGAGAUCUUGAAAACUUCAAAGCUGUUUUAUAUUAUUGCAAAGGAAAUGAGAUUGUAGCUGUAGCAACGGUUGGAAGUGAUCCAAUUGCUGCACAAUUUGCUGAAUUAUUAAGAAGUGGUAGGACAUUGAACAAAGAUCAAGCAAUUGACAAUAAAUGGUUGACCGAGGAAGAAGAUACAGUUGUGUGCACCAGACUAUGAUUAACUGUGCUUUGAAUCAAAAUUAUAACCUUAAUUUUGUUUCAAUAUUUUGUUAACUAGUAAUUUAAAUAUGUCACAUAUAUAUUUAAAUGUUUAUAAUCACAUUAA